Cetraspora pellucida is the source of this 291-nucleotide messenger RNA. The record is from the annotation of a GenBank genome assembly. Lineage: Eukaryota; Fungi; Glomeromycota; Glomeromycetes; Diversisporales; Gigasporaceae.
AUGCAAAUAAAUCAAGAAAAAAGUAUUAGUAACAAUAUACUUCAAGAUUUUGAAAUAUAUACUCAACAGCAUUUUAAUAAUAUUGAUCAAGUUGAACUUAAAGAAUUAGCAUUUAGUGUUAAUAAUAAUAUUAAGUUCAGAAUUACAUAUGGAAAAAAUAAUCAAGAAUUACAACAACUUGCAAUUAUUAAAGUAACAGAUAAAAAUCAGAUUUCUCAAAAAAUUUUUAUCUCUAAUUAUCAAAAAUUUGCUAAUAUAGAAGAUACUGAUACUGUUGAAUAUCUAAUAUGA